GAGUUGUGUCUUUUUACGAUAACGUUAACCCAUUUCGCCUGUCAAUAUUUUCGGUGGUUGUGUGAUUACAUAAGCAUUGGUCGCACAAGCAACACUUCAAGAUGCACUCAAUCUUCACUUCUAGCAAUGUAAAUACGACUAAGAUAUUCUAGAAAUCGACAACAAUGCUACCGACAAAUAAUUCUUCCGCCAAUACUGCCCCUAAUCAAUAUUCUAUGGUUGAAGAAGCUUCGGGGCAGCGCUAUUAUCAUCGAACCGAACCACAAAUGUAUGUGCAAAACCCUGAGCAGCCAAAUCUCCAGCAGCAGCAGCAGCAAUUCGAGCAGAACCGACAACACGUGCAAACGUAUCAAAAUCAGCUGCCGCCGCCGCCUCCUUAUUUUCAAAAUUCCCCCUACAACCAAACGCAAGUUCCGCAUUAUAUAAGCAAUGAUAAUAGAACUCCGGUGCCACAAUAUCCUGGGUUUCUUCAAAAUCAGAGCUCAUCAGAACAUCGCCCAUUUGCUCCGGGACCACCAAGUAUGGAUCAUUCCAUUCGGACAUAUUCUGAACAGCCAGCAGAAAAUUCUCCUUCACAAGCUAUUGCCGGAAAUUUGACCCAGGUGGUUAUCAGAUCCCCAAGUGCCCCUCGGCGGGGACGUCCACCAAAGAAUCUUUCCGACCCUUCGUAUCAAAAACCUCAAACCCCUCAAAAACCGACGAUACCAAAAAGGCGAGGCAGGCCACCUAAAGAUCACACGGCACUAUCCGGCAGUAACGAAUCAGACUCAUUUACGACAAAAGACCAAAAGCUCAAAUCCCUCAAAAAUCAAAAUUCCCAAUCAGAUGACAACCCACCAAAGAAACGAGGUCGCCCACCAAAGCAACCUUCCCCUGAAGCAGAUAUUGAACCACCGAAUCCAAACUUUCUUGUCUAUGACUGUGAGUGGGAUAAGUGUCCUGCUAAAUUACACAACUUGGCUACGUUGAGAAUGCACCUCUUUAAAGUUCAUGGUAAAAGGGAGAACGACAAGUUUCAAUGCUUAUGGAAGGGUUGUGUCGCUGCUGCACAACAUACUGAAAAUGAAAAUACCUUGGCAUCAGAAUCGGGAAUUAGGAAAUUACGAGAGUUCGAAGACGAAGAUAAGUGGAAAAGGCAUAUUGAGAGAAAGCACAUAACCCGCUAUGCUUGGCACAUGGGUGACGGGCCUAUGAAUUCAUUAGAUGGCCUCAAUAGACCCAAAUCUCCAACUGUCCCGUCAUACCUGUUUGAUAAGAAUGGCAACCAAGUCACUCCAUCAGUUGAAGACCAAAAAAUUGAGGAUGGAGACCCCAAGCAGAAUAGCAAAAAGAGGUUCAAGCGAGUUAUUAGUGGUCUUGAUUUUGUCUUGAAGCCAAUUUAUACCUCGAAUUUUACAUUGCCAACUGAACCUGGAGAAGAGGAAGUUCAUGGGAACGGCAAAGCUCAUAGUGAGAAAGAGCUGAAGAGGGCUGAAGGAAAUGGAGAUGAGACGGAUAUGGAGGACAUUGAACCGGAUUUUUAGUUAUUUUGACAGGGGAGGGGAGCUGGAGAUGGGCGCUCUCCGGUGGUCGUCGGGUCAGGUAAACGCAUUUCUUAAUUUUCAUGAUACCAUAAAUCAUCUAGAUUGAUUGAGUUUGUUUGGGGGUUUAAUCAAGAUGGAUUAUUCUGGCGUGUAUAUACUGAUUUUACAACGAGCGAAUCCGUCGAUGGCUAUCAUGGGCGAUUAGCAACAUUCUUCUAAUUUUCAUAGUUAUUAUGACUCUUUUUUUAAAUGAUUAAUUCAAUACAGUUGUUGUAGAAGAGAAUCACA
Messenger RNA from Botrytis cinerea B05.10, 1811 nucleotides. RefSeq lists its product as hypothetical. NCBI's taxonomy places the organism in Eukaryota, Fungi, Ascomycota, Leotiomycetes, Helotiales, Sclerotiniaceae. The transcript is spliced from 2 exons. The record is from RefSeq and is a predicted model, not a curated record. Gene Ontology annotation, molecular function: DNA binding. Bases 165 to 1523 code for a protein of 452 amino acids.